AUGGCUCAAAUUCUUUCAAACGCAGAAGAAAAUACUCUUGUACGAUGGAUUUCACGACUUACCAUCACUGGAUUCCCUGCUACACCUAUGUUGGUGAAGGAAAUGGCCGACGAAAUUCGUCUUCGACGCGUUCAGGUCGCGUCAUCUCGAAUUCCUACCUCGACAGAAAUUCCACCUAUAGGCCACGAAUGGAUCUAUAGAUUCCAAAAACGACAUCCAGAACUUAAAACAUGCUAUUCACAUCAAUUAGAGUCUAAUCGGGCUAAAGUGGCAACUCCAGAGAAUAUUCAGACUUGGUUUGAUGCGUUUCGUACGUGUCUCAUUGAACGAAAGUAUGAAUUAGAUGAUAUGUAUAAUAUGGACGAAACCGGAUUUGGAGUUGGAAGUACUCAAAGUACGCGUAUUAUAGUCGAUUCUACUCAGAAAUCGAAUUGGAAAGUUACAGCUGGCAAGCAAGAAUGGAUAACUGCAUUUGAAUGUGUCAAUGCAGCUGGAAAGGCUCUAUCAUCUAUGAUCAUUUUCAAGGUUCAGAAUACGAAUUCUGCAUGGAUUCCAAAGGACACACCUCAAAGCUGGCAGUUUUCUACGAAGAAGGAAAUCGAUUUACUUAUAUUACCUCCUCAUUGCUCCCACUUGCUUCAACCACUUGAUAUUGCGGUGUACGGGCCAAUGAAACGAUAUCAUGCUUUAGAGGUCGAUCGAUAUUCUCGAGCUGGUGUAAAGCGAAUUCAAAGAGCUGAAUGGGUAGAACUCUUUCAAAAUAUUAGAAAAAAAGCACUGAAUUCUUCUAAUAUUAAAGCUGGUUGGAGAGGAGCUGGUUUAGUACCUUUUGCCCCACGAAAAGUACUCGAUAUAUUACCAUUUAACUCCUCCCAACAACCUUCUACUCCACAAAUGAGAAUGUCCAAUCAAGAUCUAGACUUAUCUAUACUCAGGAGCUCUCCUCCAGAUGGGACAGAGCUAAGGCAAGCAAAUCAAACCUUUAAUAAAGCUCUAGCAGAUAAUGAUUCUCUUGCAUCACCAACUCGUCGAUAUGCCAAGAGAAUGACUAAGCUUGUAGAAUCUCAAAAUGCUGAGAUAGCCCUACUUCGGAAACAGCUCGCUGAUGCUCAGGAAGUAAUUGAGACUCGAAAGAAGAGAACUAAAGGCAAAAGAGUCAAAUUACAAGGUCAAUUUGUCUUUAGUAGUGAGGAAGUACUGAAAAUGGUACGUGAGGCGGAGGAAAAACCGAAGGAGAAAAAGCUACGAGGGCGACCACGUAAACGUCCAAUUGAAGAAUUAGAAGAGGAGACUGAAGAAGAAGAGCCAGAGAGUAGUUCAAGUGAUUUAGAGUUGGAAUUGGAUGAAUGUGUAGCUCGUAGAACAAGAUCACAUAGAGAGAAUUGA
This is a messenger RNA of Sclerotinia sclerotiorum 1980 UF-70, 1386 nucleotides long. RefSeq lists its product as hypothetical. Gene Ontology annotation, cellular component: nucleus. Bases 1 to 1386 code for a protein of 461 amino acids. Gene Ontology annotation, molecular function: DNA binding. NCBI's taxonomy places the organism in Eukaryota, Fungi, Ascomycota, Leotiomycetes, Helotiales, Sclerotiniaceae. The record is from RefSeq and is a predicted model, not a curated record. The transcript has 2 exons.